AUGCACCAAGAAACACUGCAUUAUUAUAAUCUGUGGAAACUUGCUGUCCAAGAAAGAGACGAAGCAAAGGAACAACUGAUGCAGUCACUCGCCGAAGCCUCUCAGUUACGGCAACUCUUCGACACCUUACUGUCGUACGAAGAACAAAUACGCUGUCAUCAGCCAGAAGCCAAAGAUGAGAAUACUCAAAACUGUAAUCACACUCACUUCCCCGUAGAUUCUCCGUCGCGGCUCUCCUCUCCAUCGCCGUUGGAUUUUGGCUCGAGUGUUUAUUCAUCGCCGUUCGAUCCCACCUUCCCGUCGAGUCAGAUGCGUGUUGUUGCUGAGAAGACGAGGGAUUACGAGACAGUCGUGCUGGAGAUGAUCGGUGGAGUGUUGCCGGAGAACGGUAAGUUUUUUAAGGCGGUUAGUGAAGCUGGAUCGUUGGUCGAGUCAAUGUUCGUAACCGGUCCGGUUCCGAAAUGGAAAAAUCCUCCGGUUCUGUUGUCGAGUCAAAUAACGGUUUUAAGUAAUAGUAACGCUGGGAAUUGGAAUUACGGUGGUUUGGAGUUUGGUUUGGGGAUCCCAGACCGGUCUUCUUCAGGCAAAAUGUCACAGUUCGGUUUGAUGUCUUAA
Messenger RNA from Brassica oleracea var. oleracea, 615 nucleotides. RefSeq lists its product as uncharacterized. NCBI's taxonomy places the organism in Eukaryota, Viridiplantae, Streptophyta, Magnoliopsida, Brassicales, Brassicaceae. The record is from RefSeq and is a predicted model, not a curated record. The transcript has a single exon. The coding region runs from base 1 to 615 and encodes 204 amino acids.